CGCGCGCUGCUGACAGCCUUAUAAAUAGUCGCCUCUGCGGGCGGGUGGCUGCGAGGACGGGCAGGGCACGCACUGGCCCCAGCGCCCACCCGCACCCCACCCCCAGAGCUGACUCCGCUCCCAGGACCUCGGCAGGAUGGAAGAGAAGCUGAAGAAAACCAAGAUCAUCUUCGUGGUGGGCGGGCCCGGCUCGGGGAAGGGCACCCAGUGCGAGAAGAUUGUCCAGAAGUACGGCUACACCCACCUGUCCACCGGGGACCUCCUUCGGGCCGAGGUCAGCUCGGGCUCGGCCAGGGGCAAGAUGCUGUCGGAAAUCAUGGAGAAGGGGCAGCUGGUGCCGCUGGAGACAGUGUUGGACAUGCUCCGAGACGCCAUGAUGGCCAAGGUGGAUACUUCCAAAGGCUUCCUGAUCGAUGGCUACCCUCGGGAGGUGCAGCAGGGUGAAGAGUUUGAGCGGAGGAUCGGACAGCCCACCCUGCUGCUGUAUGUGGACGCAGGCCCCGAGACCAUGACCCAGCGGCUCCUGAAGCGCGGAGAGACCAGUGGGCGUGUGGACGACAACGAGGAGACCAUCAAGAAGCGGCUGGAUACCUACUACAAGGCCACGGAACCCGUCAUCGCCUUCUAUGAGAAACGCGGCAUCGUGCGCAAGGUCAAUGCCGAAGGCUCCGUGGACAGCGUCUUCUCCCAGGUCUGCACCCACCUGGAUGCCCUCAAGUAGCAACGCCGGCCCGGAGCCCCUUCCCCAGCUCAGAGCCCAGCCCCACCCCUGUCCUGACUCAGGAGUCCUGGCCUGAGCUCAGCGCCUCCACCCCGCCCGGGAGCACAGACAGAGGAAGCCACCUUAUCCUGUUUUCACGGACAGCUGAGCACUAAAGGAAUUUCCGAGGACA
Molecule: messenger RNA, 893 nt
Organism: Myotis davidii
Lineage: Eukaryota; Metazoa; Chordata; Mammalia; Chiroptera; Vespertilionidae
Gene: AK1
Product: adenylate kinase 1
Exons: 7
Coding region: 137-721 (194 amino acids)
Biological process (GO): nucleoside triphosphate biosynthetic process; ATP metabolic process
Cellular component (GO): cytosol; cytoplasm
Molecular function (GO): AMP kinase activity; nucleoside diphosphate kinase activity; ATP binding
Source: RefSeq, a predicted model, not a curated record